AUGCCUAUUGAAAUACGUCUUGUUCGCAUAUCUGAAGGUCUCUUUGCGGUGGCUCAGCUCUGUACAGCUAUGUUUUGGGGUCGACUGUCUGAUCGAGUCGGAAGGAAGCCGGAGAUGCUGAUCGGACUUUUUGGGAUGGCUAUCAGUGUAAUCGCCUUCGGCCUACAAAAGACAUACCUCGGAUUAAUUAUCUCUCGCUUCAUAGCUGGAAUGAUGAAUGGUGGGCUGAUCUUCAUUGUGGCCGAGAUUACAGAUCCGACAAAUUAUGCUGAUGCGGUGUCUUUGCUUCCAUUGUCAUUCGCAAUUGGAUCAAUCAUUGGUCCUAUUGUCGGAGGUUUCUUGGCUUUACCAGCUCAGAAUCUUCCUUUUCUUUUCGGAAAUUGUGCUUUCUUGAUCGAAUAUCCUUACCUCUUACCUUGUCUCAUUGGUGGAAUGUUGAAUUUUCUCGCGAUCAUCCUUGGAAUCUUUUGCUUAGAAGAGACGUUGGAACGCAAGCCACGAAAUGGGACGCAAAGACCGACACCAUCACAAGGUUACGAAGCCUUGUCAUCUGCUGAUUAUGACUCUCGGCCAAUCGUAUCACCCCCGCAUAGUAUCAGGUCAUUAUGUACCGUACCGAUCAUGACUCUGAUGUUGACGUUCACAAUGAUUCACAUCAACAAUGGUGCCUUGGUGGCUGUGAUUCCACUUUAUGCAUACACAAAGGUGGUAAACGGCGGGCUGGGGAUGUCGCUUGACCAGAUUGGAUUCAUUCUCAGUGUGAAUGGAGUAGGACUAAUCUUUGUUCAGCUCUUCCUUUUUCCACCUCUUCAAAGACGAUUUGGAGCGGUUAAUCUCUACAAGUGGUCGGUUCCGACCUUUACCAUCACAAACCUUUGUCUACCCAUUGUGACCUACUUAGUCCAUAUCAAAGGCAACACUUCCACCAUGUCAUUGGCGUACAUGUCAGUCAUCAUGAUCAUGAGAAGUCCAGGUGUGAUGUGCUUUGGUCUUGUGCUCAAUGAUGCUUGUCAACAUGCUUUCACCCAGCUCGUCAUCUUUGGGAACGUUGAAUGGGAUAAUGCAGCUCUUGCACAAGCCAUUAGUCCUAUGUUAGGUACUUCAUUAUUUGCCAUAAGUAUUUCAAGUGGAAUACUUGGUGGUAAUUUAGUUUGGAUAGUAUUAGGCUUGUACUCGCUCAAAUAA
This is a messenger RNA of Melampsora larici-populina 98AG31, 1185 nucleotides long. RefSeq lists its product as uncharacterized. Gene Ontology annotation, biological process: transmembrane transport. Bases 1 to 1185 code for a protein of 394 amino acids. Gene Ontology annotation, molecular function: transmembrane transporter activity. Lineage: Eukaryota; Fungi; Basidiomycota; Pucciniomycetes; Pucciniales; Melampsoraceae. The transcript has 12 exons. The record is from RefSeq and is a predicted model, not a curated record.